UCGCUCUGUUUUUUCUUUUCUAAUUGAGAUCUUCAAUUUCACAUUUAACCCCAUCUUAAUUAGUUUCUUUUGCAGUUAAUUAAUGACGUACCCUUGUUCAUCAUCAGAUCUCUACAGAGAAGCUGAAGGGGUAAAGUACAAUGAGUGGGAUGGUUUCUCUAUUACUCAUGAUGCUUUAAUCUUUAAUCCGAAUAAUACCGGAUUGGAUCUUGCAGAAUCGCAAAAGGAUUUCACUUGGCCAAAUCAAGAGCUAAAUCAAAGUUAUCAAACUUCACAAAACCAGUUGAAUCACCAACCACUACAAGGAUUAGCACCAACUGAAGCUGGGACGAGUCAUUCAGUCCGCAGGCGCGGGGGUAAGAGUCCAUCUGUUCCACAUCUUUCCAGGAACCCUGGAAAAACUCUAACAUCCAAUGAAAGAAAGAAAGAAAUCGACAAACGAUAUCGAGAGAAAUGCAAGGAAAGCAAAAAGAACAUGGAAUGGCAGUUGGAUCAGCUUGGUGGAGAAAAUACAAAUUUGCAUAAUGAGAAUAUGAAUUUGAUGAUGGAAAAAGAAUCUAUAAACAAUAGUUUGCAAUCGGCAGAAAUCGAGACAAAGGACCUGAAGAUGGAAAUUCGCAAGUUGAAGACUAACAUGACCAACCAACAAGUUUUCGUUGAUUCAUUCUUAAAGAAAUUCGAAGAUGAUGUGUCAAACAAUGAGAAUCACCAGCUUGAGAUCAAAAAGCUUCAGAAUGAGAUCAUGAUAUUAAGACAAACUAAUUGGGAUGAUUGGUUGAUGAACAAAGCUCAACUUGUGCAAGACAUUGGGAAUUUGGAGCAUGAGAAUAAGGUACUCAGAAUACAAGUUGAUGCACUAUGUGAGAAAAUACACAAUGACCUUGACACUAAACCAUGUACAAUUUGAAUUUUCAAGUUCAAAUUAUAUUUACAAGUAUUGUUCAUCAUUAGAAUAUUUUUAUUGUACGAUAUAUGCACUCAAUGUAUUCCAACAAGACAUUUAAAUAAUGUAGCAUUAAUAUAUGAUAUGUUUUACUUUUUCUCC
Molecule: messenger RNA, 1045 nt
Organism: Tripterygium wilfordii
Lineage: Eukaryota; Viridiplantae; Streptophyta; Magnoliopsida; Celastrales; Celastraceae
Exons: 5
Coding region: 83-907 (274 amino acids)
Source: RefSeq, a predicted model, not a curated record